ACAGCUCAAAGGCGGGACUACACGCGCUGCACCCAGGCUAUAAAUACACUCUCUUGGCCGCGUUCUUCAUUAUUUGGACCCAUCGUUGAAGAAGACUCGCUUCUCCUCAAGUGAACAAUUUAAAAGACGAACAAGUGAAUAAUGGCCCGUACCAAGCAGACCGCUCGUAAGUCCACCGGAGGAAAGGCGCCCAGGAAGCAGCUGGCCACAAAGGCGGCCCGAAAAAGCGCGCCAUCCACUGGGGGAGUGAAGAAGCCCCACAGAUACAGGCCGGGUACUGUUGCCCUGCGUGAGAUCCGUCGCUACCAGAAGUCCACUGAGCUGCUCAUCAGGAAGCUUCCAUUCCAGCGUCUUGUCAGGGAAAUCGCUCAGGAUUUCAAGACGGAUCUGCGAUUCCAGAGCGCCGCCAUCGGUGCCCUGCAGGAGGCCAGUGAGGCAUACCUGGUUGGCCUGUUUGAGGACACAAACCUGUGCGCCAUCCACGCCAAGAGGGUAACCAUCAUGCCCAAGGACAUCCAACUGGCCAGGCGAAUCAGGGGGGAGCGCGCUUAAGCUUUUUGGCUUUUCUUUUUUAUUGUGUAGGGGGUCGGUUGGGGUAAGAUUGACUGACUGGUUUUGUUUUGUAAAUUGUGCAUCAUUAUCCGCAUGUGUAGUUCAGUUGUUGUUGUUUUUACUUUCACUUUACUGUUCACUUCUCUCCAUCUAUAGACUCUUACCUGCCUUUCUCGGGGCUCUAGUAAUUCAUCCUGUGCAUGCCAUGGGAGCCCUUUCUUGUAAAUAAAAUUUCCACUACCUCA
Nerophis lumbriciformis (worm pipefish) is the source of this 797-nucleotide messenger RNA. RefSeq names its product H3 histone, family 3D (gene h3f3d). Gene Ontology annotation, molecular function: structural constituent of chromatin; protein heterodimerization activity; DNA binding. Gene Ontology annotation, cellular component: nucleosome. Lineage: Eukaryota; Metazoa; Chordata; Actinopteri; Syngnathiformes; Syngnathidae. The record is from RefSeq and is a predicted model, not a curated record.